Messenger RNA from Diabrotica virgifera virgifera (western corn rootworm), 10120 nucleotides. RefSeq names its product protein FAM102A. NCBI's taxonomy places the organism in Eukaryota, Metazoa, Arthropoda, Insecta, Coleoptera, Chrysomelidae. The record is from RefSeq and is a predicted model, not a curated record. The transcript is spliced from 8 exons. Bases 386 to 2410 code for a protein of 674 amino acids.
AGUGGCAGUGGCUCUCUCCUGUCAGUUCAGUCAGUUUUAUAAUGGCGCGUGAGUAGUGUUAAGUGUCAAAAAGUUGUGCCUUUUAAUAAAACAUUCAACAACAAAAUUAUUACGAAAACUGUGCAAGAUUUUGUUAUUUAUUAAGAUCGACAUCACUCCGAAGCACUGUUUAAAACUGCACUCAUUUCGCGUCAUCGACAGCCGCUUCUCUACACUCGUAAAACUACAAUAACGUCAUCAACGAAAACGCGCGUUACGAACAGUACCAGUCAUACUCUCAUAAGUACUGCGGGUCCGUUGUUUUUUCAAAAUUCGCGCCGUUUGUCGACCACAGAUCUAGCUCCAUCUGAAAGCAUGUCUUAAGGACUCGCAUGUGGUUGGCUGCAUGACCAACGGACGAGGCGCCGGAAUGGCGUCUUUCAUGACAAAAAAGAAGAAGUACAAGUUUCAAGUUGAGAUAUGUCUCGAGGAGCUGCUGGAAGUGCCGUUCGUUUCGGCCGUGUUAUUUGCUAAGUUGCGGUUGUUGGAUGGAGGAAAUUUUCAGGAUCAUAGUAGCAGACAAGAAGUGCAGGAUCACAAAGUACAUUGGAACGCAAACUUCACCUUUCCCUGUAAGAUGAUGGCCAACGCAUCCACAGGAGUGAUGGAACGAUGCGUCCUUAGGAUAUCCAUAAGGAAGGAAUCGAAAGGUGGCCGGUCGUUCAACAAAUUGGGAUUCGUCGAUUUGAAUCUCGCCGAAUACGCUGGCGCCGGUAUGAUACACAAAAAGGCUCUGUUGGAAGGCUACGACACUAGGCACCGACAGGACAAUAGUAUGUUGAAGUUCAAGAUACAGUUGAAUAUGAUUUCGGGGGACAUACUUUUUAAAGCGCCAUCUCCGUCCCUGAAGCAUAAACCAGUCAAUGUAGAAGAAACGGGGCCAGAACAGAGAUCGGACGAAUUCUCUAGUGGUUCUUUAGCAGGUUCUAUAGCUAGCGGAAGCUCUGGUUUUGGUAGUUUACCAAAGAAACGACCAGCUCUUCUUUCUUCAGAAUUAGUAAUAGGUCAAACCCUUACCGAAAAUAACGCCCAAGUGUCGAUAGCGCCCGACGCUACCAACGAAUCCCAUCCAGUAUCGUCCCUACCUUCGGCUCUUCCACACCUUGACCACGAACCUCAGGAAAUCGCCCUGGGCGAACCAGGACACUCCAGGAACUCUUCGAACACUAGUCAAUUAUCGAAGGCUUCCGGUUAUAGCAGUAUUCAUUCGCAUUCGCAUAGUAGGCAGAGCAGUAGCGGAGACUCUGGACAUAUCAGGAACCUACAUAGCAGAUCGGUCCGGGCAAACAACAAACCCUUAAAUAACUUUAAGCUCAACACUUACCCUAAAAAAAUUAACAUCCCCAACACCAUCCACUCUCCUAACUGCCGAGCGUUCGCGGCUUCCCUCCCGAAGAACAUCGCCACGUCCACUCCCUCCAAAGAUGUACCUGAUGGGGAGUUAAACUCUAUGUACGGAACUCCGAGGUCUUACCAAAGUCAGUUGAGUUAUUCUAGUGCUGAUGAGUAUAAAACCCCAGAAGUUUCGUUUAAUCACAGGUCUGAUGUUUUCUCGCAAAAUUUCAUCGAGUUGCAAAAAUCGUCUUCCACUUCUGUGGUAGAGAGGAUGAAAAACAACAUGCUCACAGUUGAGGAUAUUCAACAUCGAAAAUCAGAUACGACGAGUGAUCGAGAACCUACAACAGACAAUCGAUUAAGUCUGAAAGAAAUCGAGAAGAAUAGGAGAAACCAAGAAGGAGUACUACGUUCCAAAAGCGAAUUCGAAAUACCCAGGAUGCCGGUACAGCCACCUCCGGAGAAAUCAUUCAGUAGUAAAUUAUUCAGUUCCGAAAGCUUAUUUUCCUUCUUAACCCCCAGGCCUAAACGGAAAAGCAUCAGCGAGAACAACAGCCCCCAGCAAAGACACAGUCCUCCUAACCUCUUCAAAGUCCCUAACCCUUUACUUAAGAGUCUGCCCGAGACUCGUACGACUUCGCUGAGCUCGCUACGGUCUGGUCAUUCUGCGAACGAUGGGCUUAGUGUACAGCCCGUAAAAAGGAACCCCAGCGCUGGAAGCCUGGUUAUUUCUGAGACCGGAUCGCUAGACAGAGCAAAGGCAGCAUACGAGAGGCGGAAAAAGAAUCAGAACCAAGAUUCAGACGCCGUGGGAAUACCCGGGAGGGUAGAAAUCACUAGAGUUAAUCCCGACGAUCUCAUCGAGGAAUUAUUGAAAAAUACUAAUUUGGAGCAACCUGACGAUUCCGCAGAAACUUCGGGCCUUCAACUCUUCAUAGCCAAAGACGGUACAGCAGCGCUAGGCAAUCACGAAGUCAAAUCGCAGAUGUCUACGGGCGUACAAGGAUUUAAACAAGUAGUCAUGGACAACAGGUAGCCAAAGUAACGACCUUCCCCAUUACUCGUGUACUAUUGCUACUAUAAUAAAUAAUAUUGUUGUUGGUUUCAACGUUCGUCGUUGAAUUUGUAUAAUCAAUCCAUGUUGAUAUUAUUGUUGAUAUAUAAAAACAUACUGUAGCAUAUGUUUAUAUGCGUAGAUAGUAAGAAACGGCGUUAUUUUGGCAUCGGAUAUCGUAAUUGUGUACUCGUAGUACGAGAAAACUGCAAUAUAUAAAAACGUUAUGGUAAAUGGGAAAUCGGCAUGGAAAGUAUCACUAACAUUGAUUUGACUUUUCGAUUUUCCUUUGAACAUCUAGUGAUUCUCUUACUUUUCCUCAGAUACGCUUUUAUCAAUCAGAAAACUUUUCAUAAGUUCUUCAGAACUUCAAAUGUAAGGCACAAAUAUUAUUCAAAAAUAAGGCACAUGCAUAAUGCAUACAUGAAAUGAUUUUGUAAUACAUUGAUCCCAUAUUAAAAUUGUUGAAGUCGAUCCCAAUGAAAUUAAACCUUUUUGUCUCUCAGUAUCGUGAGCUACAGACGGAUUUCUCAACAUCAUCUUUAUGACUUUGCCAUUAGCUGAGAUAAUGUCAUCUACAGGAGGCUCCACGAAGUUGUUGCAUUUUCGGUACCGUAGAAAUUUGACUUCGUAGUCUCUCUUAUCAUCUUUCAUCUUAUAAUUAACUAGUUUUGAUGGGAAAUAAGCCAACAUUUUACUAAAAAAUGAUUUUAUUAACGUUUCGACGUCCAAAUCGAAUGCCGUUGUCAAAAUACAAAAAAUUUUAAUGAAUUAAACAAAAAUGGUGUAGCUUAGGAAAAAAUUCUUCUAAUAAUUUAUUUAGGGCCAGUAUUUCAAUAGCUACUUAAGCUUUUGCUUAGCUAAGCCUAUGUCAAAAGUUAAGGAGAAGCUUAAGCUGGGUGCCGUAUUUCCAUCACUUCCUUAACUAAACUGAUGCUCAACUGUAAAGUUAAUUGGUUUGGUACCUCUGAAUACGUCAAAAUGCCAGAACUAACUGUUCUGAGGUAAAAACCACUACUGUUGACAUUUAAUUUUAUCUUGUCAUCUGUAUCAAUGUCAUUACUUCACUUAAUUUUGUGUGCAUGGUAUAGUCUGUUCGCUAAACUCAGACGCAACUUUCUAGAUGUUUUAGUCGGUAAUUUUGCCAAUUUUAGUAAAAUUGGCAAAAAAUAAUUACUAAAUAGUUAAUAAUCACUAAAUAGUUAGUAAUUUUGCCAAUUUUUGCAAAAUUGGCAAAAAACAAAAAAAAUAUCGACUAAAAUAUCUAGCCAGUUGCGUCUGAGUUUAGCGAACCGACUAUACGUGUGCAUGUGUUGUUAGUUUAUUGUCUAUAUUUUAUCUGGUUAUAUUUUUAUUGUUGUUGCAUAAGCAAUAGAUCGUCUUUGUAAUUUUGUUUAUUGCAUAUAUAGGAAAUGUCAAAUUGGAAUGUAAGUUUAUUUUUGUAAAAUAAAUAUACCUACCAAGCAUGGUAGAAAUAAAUAAUUUUUAUGUGCCUACACCUUCCAAAAGUAGUAAGAAUUCUAUUAAUCGUUAUUACCAUUAAUAAGUUAAUAGAUUAUUAGAUUAUUAAAUAAUUAAUAAUAAUCUAAUUAAAUAAUUAGAUUAUUAUUUAAUAAUCUAAUAAUAACGUUACUACUCAAAAGUUGGUUUUCAAAAUUACUCUAUAAUUGAUAAUCUAUAGAAAUAACCUCAAAAAACAGAAAACAAAUUUUAAGCAAAGGCUUAAACCAACUCCCGCGUGAGCUUAAAAUUAUUUGGUUUAAGCAUAGGCUUAAGCCUCAAAUUGAAGUGGAAAUACAGGCAUCUAAGCUUAAGCAAAGGCUUAAAGUAAGCUUUGGCUUAAGUGAGGUUCCAAAUACCGGCCCUAAAUCUGACUCAUUUAUAUCGGCAAUUCCGACAUAUAUUAUGAUAUUGCCAAUAUUUAUGAUUUGCGUUCCUGGGACGACUUUACUGAAAGAUAGUUCAUCCGAUUACAUGAAAUCAACCCCAGCUCAAGAAUAUCCGUCACAAAAAAAUCAUAACAUGUGAUCUGUCUUUAAAAAGACAACCACAUGCAACGGUGACAGUAAAAUUCUUGCGUUAGAGAUUCCAUAGUAAAUCGCGAGGGAAAACCAGUAAAAAACCUCGUGAUACUAUCCCGACAUUGUAAGUAUUAGGUCUUCCUUUAGUUUACUCUCAAAACUAAUACCAAAUUCUGACCUUAAUAUGUACAUAUGUUAUUUUAAAUUAUAAAUAAUGUUAAUAAUACAUAGAUAUAUAAAUAAUAUAAUCAGAAUAUCGUAUGGCAUUUUUGCCGGGGAGAUCCUUUCGGAUAAUUCCAGCGCCAAUUACAUCUUUAACGAUGUUUCAAUUAACUAGUGUCGAUGUACACUAGCCCAGGGGGACCGACGGCUUAACGUACUCUCCGAGGUACGGUGAGACGGCUCGUGUCAUUAUUGGAAAUGAAAAUGGUUUGUCUUUGGCAGGGCUCGAACCCACGUGCACUGGCGUAUGAGGCCAGCGAUUAUGCCGUUACUCCACGGCCGCUCACAUAGAUAUAUAAAUAAUACUUAAAUAUACAAUAUGUAAUAACUCAAUAUGUUAUUGACUUACUAAUCGUGGUAUUUUCUUUCUAUUGACUUCCUCUUUUAUUGUGGGUAACCACAUCCUACCCAUACUAAAAGAGGAAGUCAAUAAAAAGAAAAUACCACGAUUAGUAAGUGAAUAACAUAUCGAGUUAGUACAUAUUUUAUAUUUUAGUAUUAUUUAUAUAUCUGUGUAUUAUUAAUAUUAUUUAUAAUUUAAAAUAACAUAUCGUGGGCGUACUGGGAAAAUCCACUAACUCACAAAAGUAAAGUUUUGAGAAAAACGCAUUUAAACAUUAUAAUACCUUUUGGCUUACCUCUUAAAAAUCGGGUACUCUGGCUGUUCAAGUUUUGGUACCUGGUUAUGAUUUUGAAGGAUGUUAACCACAGGUAGUGUGCACAUAAUAUGUACAUAAAAAUAUUUGGAAAAACAUUAUUUUAUUCAUAAAAACUUAGAAAAAGAUGGAGUUAGUUGAUUUUCUUUGUCAUUGAAUGUACCGAUUUAAGCACGGUAGAUGACGAAUUUGGAGAUAUACGGUUUUUUCCUGUUAACAUAUUGAUGUUUGUGGAUUUAAUGGUAUUAAAAUGUCAAAAUUGAAAAAAAUGGAGUUAGUGGAUUUUCCCAGUACGCCCACGAUAUGUACAUAUUAAGGUCAGAAUUUGGUAUUAGUUUUGAGAGUAAACUAAAGUAAGACCUAAUACUUACGAUGUCGGGAUAGUAUCACGAGGUUUUUUCCUGGUUUUCUCUCGUGAUUUACUAUGGAAUCUCUAACGCGAGAAUUUUACUGUCACCGUUGCAUGUGGUUGUCUUUUUAAAGACAGAUCACAUGCCAUGUUACGAUCUUUUUGUGACGGAUAUUCUUGAGUUGGGGUUGAUUUCAUGUAAUCGAAUGAACUAUCUUUCAGUAAAGUCGUCCCAGGAACGCAACUCAUAAAUAGUGGCAAUAUCAUUUUAAAGUCUUUUACUUUAAAAUGCAUAAUAUAUGUCGGAAUUGCCGAUAUAAAUGAGUCAGAUUAAAUAAUUAGAAGAAUUUUUUCCUAAGCAACAACAUUUUUAAAUGUUGAAUGGGUUGCAUGUGAGAGUUCAUUUUAAAUGAACAACUUCUUUUACUUCAACAACAAUUUUGUUUAAUUCAUUAAUAUUUUUUGUAUUUUGACAAUCCGAUUUGGACGUCGAAAUAAUUCAUAUUCUUUUCUUAAAUUCUUUUUAAAAUUUGCAGUUAAUGUUGAUAAAUACUCAAUAUUAAGAAACUACAUUACAUAUUUGUAGGUUUCUGUAGUUAGACGAUUAUGAUGUUCGUUCUGAAAAUGUUAGUGGUAUAAUUCUUGCCGGAGUUUAUGAUACCUUUGAUAAAUUUAAAUAUUUUUCUUUCAUCGUAAACAUAAAUAUUUGAUAGUUUUAUUUAUUGACUACAUCAAAAUGUCGUAAGAUUAAAAAAAAAUCUUAUCUUAGAACCAAUUCUAGACUAGAAAUGUCGAAAUAACGUCUACAAUUAGCAUGAGAGUAUUAUUUAUUGAGAUUGUACAUUAUAUAGAAAUUUAAGCAUACAGAUUGGAGUGUAUACAAUUUUUUACUGCGUUGUAUAGUUAUUGAAAAAAUCGAGUUGUUUCUUAUCGAUAUCAAUAAAUUUAGUUGUUAUUAAUAUCGGUUUUUGUAAUGACAAUAUUGCAAAAUAAAGUGUUAAUACAAAUACAUCACAAUGUCACAUUAGUUGUGAGAGAAAUAAAGAAAAAAUAAUAAUUAUAAGUCUACUUUGUUUUAAUGUUUGUUAUAUAGGGUGUCCCCGAAAAUAGUGCGUUCCUUAAAGGUAUAGGUAGAAGGCACCAUGUAGAGCAAAAAAGUCUUAUAACAUUUUUUUCUAAAUGCAACCCUUUGGCUAAAAAACCAAAAUACAUUUUGGUAUGCAAAUUGAAAUCUGACAACUAUGUAUACAAAAAUCUAAACAUAGCAGGUCUUAUGGUUAGCAGGUCUAUUUAAUAGAAUUAUGGAAAUUGGACAAAUGCCAGACGAAUGGAGAAGCAGUAUAUUAGUACCUGUCUACAAAAACAAGGGAGACAUUCUACAGGGCUAUAAAACUACUUAGUCACACCAUGAAAAUAUGGGAGAGAGUAAUUCAUAGACGGAUACGUGAAGAGACCGAAAUAUCAAGAAUCAAUUUGGCUUUAUGCAGGGCAGAUCAACAACAGAUGCAAUUUUCAUUGUAGGGCAACUGAUGGAAAAAUACAGGAAUAAAGACACCAACGCUCAUAUGGUAUUCAUUGAUCUUAAGAAAGCAUGUGAUAGAGUUCCUCGAGAGAUUCUGUGGUGGGCACUCAAUAAGAAAGGAGUCCCUGGCGAAUAUGUAAAGAUUGUGAGAGAUAUGUAUGAGGAAGUAACGACUAGUGUUAGGACAUGUGUGGGAGAGACUGAUAAAUUUCAGGUGAAAGUAGAAUUGCACCAACGCUCGGUGCUUAGUCCUUAUUUAUUCUCAUUAUCUUCUCUUCUUAUGUAAAGAUUGUGAGAGAUAUGUAUGAGGAAGUAACGACUAGUGUUAGGACAUGUGUGGGAGAGACUGAUAAAUUUCAGGUGAAAGUAGAAUUGCACCAACGCUCGGUGCUUAGUCCUUAUUUAUUCUCAUUAGUUUUGGACCAGAUAACAGCGAAACUACAGGGAAGCAUUCCAUGGUGCCUAAUGUAUGCUGAUGAUGUAGUGUUAAUAGGAAAUAGUGAAAGAGACUUGGAACAAAAACUGGAACAGUGGAGACAAGCUCUGGCGGAGAAAGGUUUAAAACUUAGUAGAAUAAAAACAGAGUAUUUGGAAUGUUCAUUUAAAGAUGGAGUUACUACAAAUAAAAUGGAAUCUUUGGAUGGUGAAAUAAUUGUGAAAAGUAAUAGUUUUAAGUACCUAGGAUCGGUAUUACAGAGUAAUGAAGAAAUAGAUGAAUAUGCAUGCAGUAGAAUUAGGGCUGGAUGGAUGAAGUGGAAAGAGGCGAGUGGUGUGUUGUGUGACAAAAAAAUUCCAAUGAAGCUGAAGGGAAAAUUCUAUAAAACAGCCAUAAGACCGGCUAUGAUGCACGGAACUGAAUGUUGGGCAGUGAAAAAGAAAGAGGAACAACGAAUGCAUGUGGCGGAAAUGAGAAUGCUUAGAUGGAUGAGUGGAGUGGCAAAAAAGGAUAAAAUUAAAAAUGAGUAUAUUAGGGGAAGUCUAGGUGUGGCACCAAUUGAUGCCAAAAUGAGAGAGCAUUGAUUGAGAUGGUUUGGUCAUGUUCAACGUCGAGACGCUAAUCACCCAAUACGAAGAAUAGCUGAAGUGCAGAUUCCUGGAAGGAGUAGGAGAGGAAGACCAAAGAAGACCUGGGGGGAGACGAUAAGGCAGGACAUGUUGGUAAAUGGAAUUAACAUUGAUUUGACCCAAGAUACAAUUGUGUGGAGAAAUGCAAUUAGGGAAGCUGACCCCGCAUAGGGAUAAAGCAAAGCGCUUCCUUAGAGGUCGAACUAAAGAUUAACAUGAACAAGACAAAUAAUGACUGAUCUGGUGCUAAAUCGUAAUGCUGUUAAUUAUGGAAGGGGUAUUGAGUAGACUGCAUUAUAUAACUACUAAGAAAUUAAAUUCGGUUGGACAGAGAUAACCAGACAUGUGAGCUCCCAUGUCGCAUUGAAUUAGCCUGGGCAGCGUUUGGUAAAUCGGACGUAUCCGUAUGCCACAAAUAUCAUACCUGGGCAGCAAUGAUGAAAGGUAUCCCUUUUUUCCCUUGCUCACCUCUCUUCAUCUGCUCUGUUCCUUUUUUUUCUCCCACUCUUUCCCAAUCUCUACAUCCCGUACUAUACAUACUACGUACAUCCCAUAUCAAGAUAUAAUGAUCCGACGAUAGGUUGUUGUUAGUCAAAUUUGAGUAGGGCUUUAGGCAUUUUUUAAGCUUCUGGUUGGGAGAAACAACAAGCUCAGAAGUUUCUGCCCUAGUUUGCAGGUGGCUUAUGAAUUUUCACUUACUUCUUACUUUUUUGUUCGUUGUUCCCUCUCCCCUUUUCCGCUCUCUUCGUUAGCCCAAAAUUGCUCUUCCUCCUGUAGUUUUGUUGUAAAUUACCUUAUUCCCUUAAAUUUUUCACACUGUCUAAAUCAGAUUUUCUUCAUAUGUCUUGAUAUUGUCGUUACAAGAACCAGAAUGAAGCGAGCUAAAGAUUGCAGAUUCAUAUGUUACACGUUGCCAAUUUUUGUGAUAUACUGUUACUAGCGGGAACUUACAUCACACAAAUUUUAUGGUUUUGUUCAUAGGUACAGUUUUUUACGAUAAGAAUGAAAUUACGUCAUUGUAGUAACUUUUAAAUGUCCAACCAUACAGCAAACUCCCUGUGCAUAGAUUCUGAUAAUUACCGUUCUUGAAUCGUUACGCGCAAGCGCAAUAACGAAUAAUUUUGCGCAGUAGCACAUUUUUAGUUACUGCGCAUACUCGUGACCAUUCAAGAACGGUUUUUUGACGGGUUGGAACAAACCUAUAAUAAGUGACUUUUAAUGAAUUAUCAGUUUGCAAAAUAUUGAAGUAUUGCCAGUGCAUUUCUCGCGGCCUUUUGUUAUUGUGUUUGUGUGAAUUGGAGGUUAGGUCGUGUUGGGUAGUAUACCUAUUUACUUUAUCGUUUCAAUUUUUCGGCAAAUUAAACUAAAAAAGUUCUUUUGAAAACUAAUAAAGAUUCCUUUAUACAUUUUCAAAAAUGCCUAGGUCUUUAGGAAAUUGUGCCCAGAAAAUUGUUUUUAAAAGAAGAAAAGGAAAAGUUAGAUAAUGUGUGUUUAAGAAGAAUCGGAAAUGGAAAAAUAUUUUGACAACGACGCACUUGACCAUUGUGUGACGUCAUUUCAUUCUUAUCGAAAAAAACUGUAUAUUGAUUUUCCUAAAGUUUGAGAACUCUCAGGGCAUUAAAGGUAGACAAUAAUGAAAAAUAUAUAAAAACUUAUACUAGAAUCAGUCAAAAUAGUUAAGAGGUUUGCAGUAAAAUAUUGAGAGUUUCCAAACAAAAUUGUGAAAUCAUAAUCAAAAUUUUGUAGCUUAAUCUAAAUGCCCGAUGUUCAUAGUUGCCUCGAUAUUUAUUUCAUUUUUCUUGGAACUAUGGUAAUACAACAAUAUGUAAAUAAUGAACAUUAUAUAUUUACAAGACA